AAUACUAAACUUCCAAUCCCACAGUCAGUGUAUGUGGUUCUCUCUCUGGACAACUGUCACCAAGUGAUCAGGGGGAACGCCUGCCUGGUCUGGCACUCGGCAAGACUGACUUCUGCCUGUGUGUGUUGAAGUCCCAGGUGAGUGACAAACACUCUUGCGUAGUCAGAGUCAGGAAGAGUAUCCGGUGGUGGCUUUACUCAGCGGCGGAGAGAUAACACGGUACACGGCGACAGAGGCACCUGAUCCGGUUACCGGCUAAUGAAAAGGAAAAGGACAUUCGAUCUCAUCCAUCAUCGCGUAUGAAACUUAUGCUGGUGAUGUCUUUCCAGGUGUGUUUAGACCAGUGUCACAUGGAUGUCGUACGAUUAUCACUGGUCUUUAUAAUAGGAGUUUUUAAAGGAACUAAAACUGGGUGUUGAACCUUCUUGAGUCUGAUUUUCUUCAGUUGAAUCUGUGUUCAACAAAAACCGUCUUUUUGUCAAAGCGUCUCCUGGUGGACUUCAAGCUUCGGUCGGGAAGACCGGUGAUUUUUCAGCCUGCUGCUUGAGUUAAUUACUGCUUGUGGGUUGCAGUACUCGUGUUGGGAUUUCCAGGACUUACAGUGGAUGUUUUUUUUUUCCCAAAUAGACCAGAAAGUCAGAAAAUUGUCGGUCCAGGUUUGCAAGGACACCUGUGGAUAUUUCAAGAACUGGAGAACAGACUUUAUUUUCAUUCUGCUAAAGACUCAUGGAUUUAAAAGCCAAUUGCUUCAUGAUCUUUAAGCGUAAAUCAUGCGAUGUAGUUCAACAUUUGAUACCAGGCUUGUGAGGAACAGUUGCUUAACUUGUACUUUUAAGUGACCGCGAUCGUAUCCCCUGCUUUUAAAGAGGGCAUGAUGAGGAACAAGCGUUCUGGGUCUUUUAGGGGGGACAGGGACAAGGCAGAAAAAGCAGCCCCGAUCUCCCGCGCUCUCAGCUGGCUGAGCGUGUCCUCGCUGUCACAGCAGACCCGUAAACUGUUCCGCAGCCAGACCAGCCUCCAUAGACACUCCCACACUCCACAUGGAGGGGAUGAAGAUGAUGAUCACUGGGUGUAUGAGCCUCAGCACUAUAUAGCCGUAUCUAACCUGGAUGAAGAGAAAAAGUGGACUGUGCACUACACGGCUCCAUGGCACCAACAGGAGAACGUCUUUCUGCCGGGCUCCAGACCAGCCUGCGUGGAAGACCUGCACCGCCAGGCCAAAGUGAACCUAAAAACAGCCCUCAGAGAAUGUGAUAAACUGAGGAAAGAUGGCUUCCGCAGCUCACAGUACUACUCACAGGGGCCCACUUUCUCAGGCUCCACAAACUCCCAACACGAGGACGAGGAUAUGGAUGAUGAUGAAGCUGAUAAAAAGUCAACAGCAUCUUCAGGAGAGGAAGAGAAAGACACCUGCCAAAUGAGAGCACAGAGUCCGGCGCAGGUGGAGGGGGUUGAGGUUGAUGGACAAAUGUCACGGUCCAAAGCUCCGCCUCUGCCCACUCCAGAAGAGAAGAUGAGGCAGCAGGCUAAGGCCGUUCUCACUGAUAUUGUCCCCAUCAAUGUCACAGGAGAGACGUUUGACAGGCAGGCCAGCAUCCGCCGCUCCCUAAUAAACACUGACACUCUGGUCCGCCGGCCCAAGAAGGUUAAGCGGAGAAAGACUAUUUCAGGGGUGCCUGACAGCGUCCAACAGGAAUUAGCGGCUAAAGGGCGUGGAGGAGAGCUUCGGCCACAGUCCAUGUUUAUCCCUGGACAGUAUUCAACACUUGGGCGUAUAAUAAAUGGCAAUUCAACUCUCCGUCGGUCCAUAACAAAAGAUUCUGGCUGCCAGACUGAGGAUGUGAAAAUCGUCCCACCCUCUGUGAGGAGAAUCCGGGCUCAGAGGGGCCAAGGAAUUGCUGCGCAGAUGGCCGGCAUUUCCACCUCUGCCAUGAACAUCUCUUCAGUUUCCGAUGGGAACUCACCUGGAAAUUCAGUUGUUAUAAUGGCAUCACAGUUUGGCAAUGAUAUCCAACGUUUUCACAGCUUGCCAAGAGGUGCACGGGUAUCUCUUAACGCAGAGCCCCUUUUCAGUAGCACACCUUUUAGGCAGGAAGACUCCACUACAAAAUCUACUCAGCAGAUUGGAAAAUUACAAGUUGAUGAUACUGUGGUGCACAUGAGGAAUGCCCCCAGACUAUGCACCCAAGUACGGCCAAAAUCUCAGGAGGUCAGAGGUACUCAAAGGGAGUGGGGAUCUGUCUCGGGUCCAGCCUGUGUGGUUUCUCCACAUGCUGCCUACUCGACCUCCCUUAUACCUAAUGCUACUCUAUCAUGUUCUGCUGAGGUUAUCACACUUCACACCACAUCAAGCCCUGGCCAAAGCCCACUUGCUGGCUCACCGUACACUAAAGCUAGACCUCUUAGCCUGGUCUCAGCUGUCAACAGUGAGAGCACCAGUAGUGCUGGCACAGGAUCACACACACCAGAAGCAGGCAUGAAGGAUACCUGCAGUGAGACUGGCCAGUCCGAUAGCAGUUUGCACAGCCACAGCACCCUUGCCGCAGGAACACUGUCUUCAGAUGAGCAAUGGAUUUACGACACUCCUGAGAAUGUUUUGCCCAGAAGGACGCUAUCUUCCAGCUGCUCAACACCCAUAAAUCAUCUCUAUAGUAGCCUUGAACGCUCCUCAAAAGGCACUGACUCUAGUUCGCUCUACUCUAUGGACAAUGAUGGCUACUACACUUCCAUGCAUCUGGAUUCAGGCCUUAGGUCAAGGAGCCAGGGAAGUGGCCAUGGUCAUGGCAUAGGAGGAAGAGCGGCAAGACACAGCAUGUACGAGUGCCUUGGUCAGCAAGAAGACCGAAACAGCUUGUACAGUGACCAAUCGCUGUCGCGUUCCAUUUCUCUACGCAAGCCUAAGAAACCACCUCUUCCACCAGCACGCACAGACUCUCUCCGGCGAAAGCCUAAGAAAGCCAACUCUCCCAUUGCUAGUAUUGGACAGUCAGAUAUUAGAAAUGGUCCACUUCUCAAUGAGUCAUUGAUUGCCACACUUCAACAGUCACUUCAGAAUGGGCUAAAAGGCAAAGGGUCCUCCACCUCACCGUCUCAUAGUCCUUGUAGUGAUUAUGAGGACCCCUGGAUGCUUCGUUCUAGGAGCCAGAGCAGCAUCAGUGCAGGCAGCAGUGGUGUGUCAGCUACAGGGAUGGCUCAUGUAUACUCCAUUUGUCAUGUCACACCUUCUCAGAGUGACACUAGUAGCCUCCGUUCUGAUUAUGCAGACUCCUGGGGCUACUACAUGGAGUAUCCUCGUCCAUCUGGGGAUCAGACACAGUCCCCUUGUAACAAUUCACUUUCUACUGUACAAGUGGUUGAGAUGACAAAUGGUAAAAGUCUUCACAAUGGUAACCAGGCUAAUCUUCCUCAUUCUCAGGAAGGAAGUGAUGUGUCUGUGAAGCCUAAAACAGGCACCUCAUCACCAGAUAGGGUACAUCGGUUGACUUCUCCAUCAAGUGGAUACUCAAGUCAAUCUAACACUCCAACAGCUGGCACUCCUGUUCCCUCCUUCAUGAGAUGCAUGUCCCCAUCAGGCAAGCCCAAACCCAGAGUGCCUGAAAGAAAAUCAUCCUUGCUUUCAUCUGUAUCCAUAUCGUCAUCGUCCACAUCUCUUUCCUCCAACACCUCUGAUUCCAACAGGAACAAUAUUCCUCCUCCACCUCCUCUACCAGCUGGUACUGUGGCUCUUGUACCUCUUAAUCCUCCAUCCUCUCCUCCUCCCUUUCCUCCCUCCGGGCCUGUGUGCACUAUCGACCAGAAGUUCCCCCCGCCACCACCUCCUUUACCCACAACCCCCCAUCACCAAGCAUCCAUGAGCUCUCCUUACAUCAAUUCCUCCCCGGAAUUUCCACCACCGCCACCUCCAGAAGUGUUGACUGACCCUGUCUUGCCAAGCCUCAAUAGUUCUUUUAGCCCUCCUCCACCUCCCCCACCACUGCCUGCCUAUUCUCCACCCCAAAAUCAACACCUACCUAGCUUGACACCACCUACACCUUCCUCCGCUUGCUUAAAGGAAAUUAAAGGUGGCCUAAAACCAGUGAACCUAGAAAGAAAACCAAUGUCGCCUCACUCUGAGGAGCUUAGUAAGAUUGGCAUGCCUCUCAUCACCCCUUUGGCCCUGCAGAGUGUGCAGCUUCGGCCAACAAAACAGCCAGAAAACAAUGGAGUUAGCCAACUACCCAGACCACAAUCACCAGAGAAGCCUCAAAAACCAGGGCAUCCAACAGUCCCUCAGGGCAUUCCUUGCAUAACUUCAAAUUUAAGGCCACCAUCUCCAGAGAAAAAAUUUUCCAUUAAGCAAAGCCAAGAUUGCCAUGUUGAAGCAAAACCUGACUGUGUAAUAUCACAUUCUGAACAGACAACCUGCUUUACAAAUGUUUCCUUAGAUCUUACUGAUGUUAAGGCCACAGCUGAAGUAGAUGGUCUUGUGACUGCCCUCACAUCACCUGCGAAAACACAAAACUCUACACCCAAGAAGAAGCCUCCUUUGAUUUCUAAAAAGCCCAGGUUCUCUCUUACCUUUUCCUCAGUGGAUCAUGUCAGUGAUUUGCUGAGUGCUCAGAAUGUCGAAGAAAUCUCUACGACUACUGCUGAAGAUCUGGACCCCACACCUGUGCCAGAACAGGAAGAAAAGGCAGUCAAGAAAGAUGGCAUUGACAUUUCUGCACCUCCUGAGGAGAUAAGAGACAUUUCUUCUACAAAUAGUGAAGCUCAGGAGUUCUCCCUGGCUCCUGGUACCAUUACUCCUGAAGCAGACAAGGACACCUCUGAAGCAGAGGAUGAAGAAAGAGAUGAUGAAGAUGUAACCAGCAGCACAGGAUCUUUUGGCUCAAAAGAUGAUGACAGUGGUGAGGUGUUUGAGUCCGGCACAUUGGACGUCACUCAGUCUCCCAGCAUCAGCAGUGACAGCUGUGGGGACAUGGUGACCCCCACACGGCCCCGCACCACAGAGGACCUCUUUGCUGCCAUUCACAGCCUGGACCAGUUGAACAUGAACACCCCCCAACAUACGAGGUCGAAGCGGAAAGUCCUGGGGCGCAAGGAAUCCGAAGAAGAGCGUUCACGAGGUCCUUUAUCCCCACCGGUCACCCCUACAGGAACUCCCCCCGGCUUGACUUCCUCUCUGCCACGACAAACAGGCUCCAUCCAGCGCAACCUGCGCAAAUCCGCAACGAGCAGCGACACCUUCAAGGCCCUGCUGCUGAAGAAAGGCAGUCGCUCGGAGACCAGCUUCCGCAUGUCUGCUGCAGAGAUGCUGCGCAGCACCGACCCACGCUUUCAGAGGACUCGCUCUCUCGACUCCUCGUUCGAUCCGGCGUCUCCAACGGGCGAGAGCCCCUGCUCUUCACCGGGCCGGAACAAGAGGACACCCGAGGACUGGACACGCAAUGAGGGAAUGUUCUCAAUGUCCCCGUCGUUAAUCGGUCCAAAGUACGGCCGAUCUCGCACGCCGCCCUCUGCCGCCAGCAGCAAAUACAACGCCCGCAGCCGGAUCCUCAGCAGCCCAAUGACUGUUAUUUGCGAGAGGGAUGGGGAACUCACCGACUGUGAAGACCCGUGCCCUGUUCCUCCAUCCGACAUGCCCCUUCCCAUCUCUCAGGACUCCAACAGCACUUUAUGUGAGCAGAGCAGCAGUUAGGAUACCAGGUGGCUCCUUGGCAAAGACAGAACGUCUUCUAGGCACCAGAGACUGACCAGGAGAGGCUGGACUCCGGGUCUCGCCGCUCCCGCUAAUCCAGGCAGCCUGAUGUUGUAGUGUGGGCUAAGACUUGUGGAUCUAAGGUAGAUCAAGCAGUCGGCUCAAGCAGUAGAAGAGAUACUGCUGUAUCUGUAGCUCUUCAAAAAAAAAAAAAAAAAAAAAAGCAACCAAUCUAAUCUAAUCUGACCUUUUUUUGGAGAGAACUUCGCUUUCAGUGGCAAUACUAGACUCAUCUUUCCAAAGCUUAGCAAUUACUUCUUUUAUGUCGUUCAGCUUUUUAUUUCCAUUCUUAAGCAGUAACAGUCAGAUUUGUGUGGGUUUUUUUUUUUUUUAAUUUGGUGAAGCAGUUAACGGAAGUUGUAAUGAAGGAAUUACUAUGUUGACUACUUGUUUUGGCUGUAGCAGUUCAGGUUGAUGGAUAUUUUGUGGUGCGUCACAUCUCGAACUUCACCGAGGCAGCUCUGUCAGCGCCUUACCGCUUCAGUACACCGGUCUUUAAAGACCAAGAUAAGCAGCACACCGACCCGAUUCCUAAAAGAGGGUAUCUUUCCAUACUGUUCGGACCAAAGGAAGUGUCUGGAAUGGAAAAGGAAUUGGGAUUUGGGAGUAACGACAGCUUGUUUGUGGGGUUUUGGUGUGUAGGUUUGCACUGUGUCGUCUUUUAUUUGUCAUUUAAAAAGCAUUGUGUCUGUGUUGGUUAUUUUAAAAAAAGUUAAUUCUGACAUCUUACUUGAAACAAAUGACCGGUUUACUUGUAAUUGUUUUGGUUACCAAAGAGCCGAACGGGACACUCUUAACUUGCUGAAAUGAGUUGAACAUCUAGCGAAAGUAACCGCUUCAUUACUAAUCCUCCUGUUUACCUGUCAAGCGUUUUCUUUUCUUGUGCAGUUUUAUAAUGUUUUUUAUGUAAAUACCUACAGAAAUGUUAAGUAACACCUGAUCUUAUUUUCAAAGAAUUUGUACAUUUUAGAAACUUUGCUAGGAGUGGCUUCCUUUUGUAGAGUAUUUAUUUUAGAAUAGCCAGAAUGUGGUUUUGAUAUACUGUAUCUGGAGGUGGGCUUUUUGAGAGGGAGGUGAAUGAGGUGUGAUUAGACAGGACCUCCUACUGAUUUGUGGUCUUUAAAUUCAGAUGCACAGAUCACAGAGCUUCUAUUUUGUUCCUUCACCUAUUCUACCGCGGAUCAGAAAAAGAGAACGAUGGUUAAGAGGAAGCAAGCUGCUAACCCUCUAGAGUAUGUCUCUGUAAUAAAAUGGUGAUAUUUAAAAACUG
Molecule: messenger RNA, 7007 nt
Organism: Puntigrus tetrazona (Sumatra barb)
Lineage: Eukaryota; Metazoa; Chordata; Actinopteri; Cypriniformes; Cyprinidae
Gene: nhsl1b
Product: NHS-like 1b
Exons: 9
Coding region: 872-5677 (1601 amino acids)
Biological process (GO): cell differentiation
Source: RefSeq, a predicted model, not a curated record